Messenger RNA from Polyodon spathula (Mississippi paddlefish), 1285 nucleotides. Its product is annotated as E3 ubiquitin-protein ligase RNF146-B-like. Gene Ontology annotation, cellular component: cytoplasm; nucleus. The record is from RefSeq and is a predicted model, not a curated record. NCBI's taxonomy places the organism in Eukaryota, Metazoa, Chordata, Actinopteri, Acipenseriformes, Polyodontidae. The transcript has 2 exons. Gene Ontology annotation, biological process: Wnt signaling pathway; ubiquitin-dependent protein catabolic process. Bases 31 to 1146 code for a protein of 371 amino acids. Gene Ontology annotation, molecular function: poly-ADP-D-ribose binding; zinc ion binding; ubiquitin protein ligase activity.
CACGUAGUAAGCGUCACGACGCUGCGGUCGAUGCGUAAAGUUCCCGUCGUUGGUGUUUUUGUGAAGAAGGAGAAAAAUAGGAUGGCUGGCUGUGGUGAACUCAACCAUACAGUAAACAUGCUUCCUGCUAAUCGGAAGGUAAAUGAAGCCUGUUCAAGCUCAACGCCUGCCCUGACAGUCCCAGAAUGUGCCAUAUGCUUACAAACAUGUGUUCACCCUGUCAGACUGCCUUGUAGACACAUCUUCUGCUAUCUUUGCGUGAAAGGAGCUUCGUGGCAAAGCAAACGGUGUGCCCUGUGUCGACAAGAAAUCCCAGAAGACUUUCUUGACAAGCCCACACUGCUGUCCCCUGAGGAACUGAAAGCCGCAGGCAGAGGCAAUGGAGAGAACGCAUGGUACUACGAAGGCAGGAAUGGCUGGUGGCAGUAUGAUGAACGCACUAGUAGAGAGCUGGAAGAUGCUUUUACAAAGGGUAAAAAGACUACAGAAAUGCUCAUUGCAGGAUUUCUAUAUGUGGCAGACCUGGAGAACAUGGUUCAGUAUAGAAGGAACGAGCAUGGUCGGCGAAGGAAAAUUAAACGAGACAUUGUAGAUAUUCCCAAGAAAGGAGUAGCUGGACUUCGGUUGGAUACCGACUCCAACCCUGUAACAGUGGCUCGUGAAAAUUCAGCAGAUGGAGCUGAUACCACAGCGGUACAGGGGGCUACAGCUACAUCGACUCUGGUUGCCACUUCUGCAAGACCACCAACCACUCUAGGUGGCCAGCCGACAAGUCCUUCACCUUCCCCUGAUGCCAGUAGCAGCUUGGAAAACUCUUUUGUCCAAUUACAGAUCGGUAAUCAAAGUGUGACCGACAGAGGGGAGGGAGAGGAGGUAGAUGAUGAUGUAGCUGUGUCUCGUGGAUCUUCUGCUCCAAACACAUCUGUUGAUGAGUCAGAGUCUGAAACUAGCAGUGAGGUAGAAGAGGAGGAGGUAGAUGUAGAUGAAGUGAGUGAUAGUCAUGCUUUGCAUACUAGACAAGGUGUGCUCCAUCAUGAUAGACCUAGAGAGAGCCAUGCCGAUAGACCAUCUCCUAGAGGUGAGCCUGGCAGCAGUAGUGUAAGAUCUAGGAGGCCUGAUGGACAGUGCACUGUAACUGAAGUUUAACUGUAACUGUUUCAAAAAAACUUACUGGAACAGUUGCUGAGAUUCUCGGCCAAUAUUGCACUCGGGAACUAGAACGCUUCUAUAACCUUUUUAUUUUGUUUUUGAAAUCUGAAGGGCACUCCCUUAAGGAAUUCAAUAA